Scatophagus argus is the source of this 7627-nucleotide messenger RNA. Its product is annotated as aryl hydrocarbon receptor-like. The transcript is spliced from 11 exons. The coding region runs from base 410 to 3490 and encodes 1026 amino acids. Lineage: Eukaryota; Metazoa; Chordata; Actinopteri; Scatophagidae. Gene Ontology annotation, biological process: regulation of transcription by RNA polymerase II. The record is from RefSeq and is a predicted model, not a curated record. Gene Ontology annotation, molecular function: nuclear receptor activity; protein dimerization activity; transcription cis-regulatory region binding. Gene Ontology annotation, cellular component: nucleus; aryl hydrocarbon receptor complex.
CAGCGGCAGUCUUGUCAAAUCACAAGGGGGGUGACGCGCAGGCAGAGCGGACUUACAUAAAACCCUCCGCGGACUCUUUGAGCUCCUUUUAUAACGCGUAAAAGUGUCGGAUUCGCGGAAAGCCGGAGUGGAUCUACUUAAACGGCACGUUUAGGGAGAGUUGUGAUAGUUAGUCGACGUCUGGCGGGCGUUUGGAGUCGCUACACACAACAAAAAGUAGUUUUGCUUUUCAGCUGAGAGGCGCACCAGCCGAGGACGGACGUGAAGGGGAUUUUACCGAGUCGAUUCCAGCGUUAUUUCGUCGUCUCUCUUGGGAUGUGAGUCUUCCGCACACCAUCGGACCUGUUGAUGUGUACCUACAGCGCGGGAUUAAGCCACUUUUCCUCACUUUGUUUGCUCCGGAUUCAGCAUGUUGGCGAACACGGCGCUUUACGCGGCGAAGAAACGGAAGAAGCCGGUCCAGAAAAUCCCCAAACCGCCACCUCCCGAUGGCGCCAAGUCCAACCCGUCCAAACGCCAUAGAGACCGGCUCAACGGCGAGCUGGACAAGCUCACCAGCCUGCUGCCCUUCUCCGAGGAGGUCAGGUCCCGGCUGGACAAGCUGUCCGUGCUCCGCCUCAGCGUCGGCUACCUGAAGGUCAAGAGCUUCUUCAACGCCACCAUGAAGAAAGGGCAGAACGGCUCCAGCUGGACCAGCGAGCGGAGCCUGAUGUUCGGGGGAAAUGUCCAGAACGCGCUGCCUUUGUCCACCACCACCUCCACUCCCUCCUCCUCCUCCUCCCCCUCGGCCUCCUCCCAGGUGACCUCCAUCGACGGAGUCAGCUUCUCUGAGGGGGACCUUCUGCUUCAGGCUCUGAACGGCUUCGUGUUGGUGGUGACGGCUGAGGGUUACGUCUUCUACACGUCCCCCACCAUCCAGGACUUCCUCGGCUUCCAUCAGUCGGACGUCAUCCAUCAGAGCGUGUUUGAGCUGAUCCACACAGACGACCGCGCUCUGUUCAGACGGCAGCUUCACUUCGCUCUCAACCCAAAUCAAGAUGGAGCCGAAGAGAAUCAGAGUGAGCAGAACUCUGCGGAGGUCAGCACCAACGUGAUGACCUACGACCCGCAGGCCAUCCCUCCAGAAAACUCGUCCUUCCUGGAGAGAAACUUCUGCUGUCGUUUCCGCUGCCUUCUCGACAACUCGUCUGGCUUCCUGGCGUUGAACUUCCGGGGUCGCCUGAAGUUGGUCCACGGUCAGAACCGGAUGUCAGAGGACGGGACGCUGGUCCCCCCGCAGCUCGCUCUCUUCGCCAUCGCCACGCCGAUGCAGCCACCGUCCAUCCUGGAGAUCCGCUCCAAGACGCUCAUCUUCCAGACCAAACACAAGCUGGACUUCACUCCUUUGGGCAUCGACACCAGAGGAAAAGUGGUUCUGGGUUACAAUGAAAUAGAAAUUUCUAUGAAAGGUUCCGGCUACAACUUCAUCCACGCUGCAGACAUGAUGUACUGCGCUGACAACCAUGUCAGAAUGAUAAAAACAGGAGAAAGUGGUUUCACCGUCUUCAGGCUGCUGUCCAAAAGUGGGACGUGGGUUUGGGUCCAGGCCAACGCCAGACUCGUCUUCAAAGGAGGGAAACCGGACUUCAUCGUGGCCCGGCAGAAAGCUUUGACAAAUGAAGAAGGAGAAGAACAGCUGCGCCUCCGUCGGCUGCAGUUGCCGUUCAGCUUUGCCACCGGAGAGGCGUUGCUGUACGACAUAAUUCCAACCGUUGGCGACCCCGACUCAUGCUCCGCCCCCAAGCAGAGGAAGCUGGACAGCUACUCCGUCAGCCCCAACUCCUUACUGGGCUGCAUGCUGAGUCAGGACCAGUCUGUCUACUGUGAACAGAGCAGUGCCAACACCCUCAGCUCCCUCAACGACGUUGCCUUCAAGGACACCCACGCUACAGUCAGUGUUCGUGGAGAUGUCUGGCUGGACACCAUGCCCAAACCUGGUGUAGGAAGCCUGAUGAAGUCUGAGGCCACAGUUCAGGACAUGAUGGACACUCUGCAGCAGAUCCUUGGGGACAACGACCUCACCAACGCCCUGGACGUGGAGCCUGAUGAGCUUAAGAGCUGGGAGAGCACACUGCUGAAGAUGAGCACCAACAACGAGAUGAACGAAGACCUGAACGACAUUCUCAGCAACGACAUCCUGUCCUAUGUAGAGGAGCAGCUCCAGAGGGAGGGUGGGCUGAAGUUGCCAGAUCAGCUGGAAGACAUACCACCUUGCCUAUCCGCGUUGGACCUCCAGAACCAGAAUCCUGAGCAAGCUGGGGAGCAGAACUUCAGCUGGCCUUUGGAGCCCCACAACCAGCUGAUAGCAAGUGGAGGCCAGGUGAUCACUGGAUUACCGACUUCAAUCCAGGGGACUAUGAAACUGACCCACAUGGAUCUUCCUCAUUUGGGUUCCUCUGAUUUUAAUGAUCCAACUCUUCAGCAGAUGGCCCCACAGCAAACACUUCAGCUGGGAAACAAAGGCAACAUCGGCGCUCCAGUUACCUUCAACUCUUCCUUGAUGGACUCUUGUGCACAAACACAGAACCAACUGAGAACCUUACAAAUCAUUGCCAAGGACAACCUAGGGGGAUUCUCUCUCAGGCAAACUUCAACCAAUCAGAUUUUCUCCAACCAAAUGGCUCAACCAAUGCAGAACCAUCUUCAGAUGAGGACGCCCAACCUACCAGCCGGCCUCCAGGACCAAAGCGCCAGUCCCGUGUUCAAGUUUCAAGGCAACCAGUGGAACUCCAACUCAAACCAGGCUGACAACUUUGUAGAUGCAUUCACCCAAAAUAUUUCAAAAGAAGAUCCUUCUGCUUCCAGCUGCCUACAGGGACACUUUGCACUUCAAACGCAAAACAAUGAGAGUCAGAGGCAGUCUUGGCAGGUGGAGCGGCAGCAACAGCAGCAGCAGAUCUCAAGUGGAAACCAACACAUGGGUGCCUGCCUCAACCAAAUGUCAGGAUUUCAGAGGAAUCCUCCUCCGGGACCUGUCUCCACUCAGAAUGCUGUUAAUGGCAGGUCAACAUUCAGGACCCCAGAGACUUCUAAUGUACCAUUUCCUGUUCAGCAGAACAUGGCGCCACCACCUCUGGCACCUUCUAACAGUUGUAUGUUCAGUAAUACCCCCUCCUCUGUGCCUGUAAAUGGUGUACACCUCAGUCAGACGCCCUCCUACCAGAGACUGAACCCCGCCAACAACCAGAUUCCCUCCAAGCCCUCCUGUUUCUAUCUUCCCGGAGGCGGAUCUGUACCGGGGAUGACGGCUGUCCCGAAUCCCGAUGAGGCAGCACUGUCCUGCCAGACGACCGCCGGUCUCAACCCCGAAGACCUGUUGGUACAACAACAGCAGUACUUAAACUUCAAUCAGCUGCAGACACAGAUCGACAGCCGUCCAGUCGUCAGGAACGGAGGUUUUCCCUUCACCUCGCUGCCCAACGGGAACGCAUACUACUCAGAGAACAAAUAGGAAUGGGGCCGCUGUGACUUCAGGAUGGCAGAGGAUCUCAGCUCGGACUGAAAAGGCAGUUGAAAGGAAGCAAAAGACUCCUGUCUCUAAACGUGAAAGCGGAGUAGACUGAAGAACAGAAACGUGCCCGACUUGGACGCCUCUCCUUCUCUUUUUCCUUUCUGAUUCGGACACGGUGACGAAAGCUUUAAGUGAUGUUUGGUUCAGCGUGGCUGUCGAGAAAAGAAAGUCUGGAGUUUGUUUUUCAGGCAAGGACUUUGGUCCGGGUCGGACUGCACCAAAAAAGACAAUAGACAGCCUGAAUUUGUCUUGUGCUCAUGCAAGCAGAUUUCAUUUUUUGGGUUUUUUGUUUUUUCGUGCUGCUUCUAUGACCACAUUGAUGGAUAAACGUUCAGCUUCACCUCAGCGGGUGUCAUCGUCGGCCAACGGUGCAACAGCACCAUCCCUUUGUUUUGUUUUGUUUUGUUUUGUUUUGUCAAGUCAGCUUAUGAGUGGGAAUAUUCAGGUCUGUGUGAAUGAAAAAGACUUCAUCAGCCACAUGAGAGACAGAGCCGGAUGCUUCCUGUGGAAAAGUUUAGAGGUGGUGAGUGAGUGCAAAAGUCUUUUCUCCUCUAAAGCCAACCCACACUGUAUGAAAUCACAUCAGACAAAGCCUAAAACUGAGUCGAAAGCACCCACUGCCACUGCAGCUGGUGAGAGCUGCUGUGGUUCUGAGUGUUUUCUCUUCCCGUGGCCACAGGCAACGAGAGCCCAUUGGACAGUGGAAAAACAAUGUGAGGAAGCCUCAAAACGCUCCUGCUGGCAGAAACCAGAACAGCACGUUGUCUUUUAGGAGUCUGCAGGAAAGUGUGUGCUUGUUGUUGUCAGCCUGCGUUACGUGAAAAACGUCAAACGUCUCGCAUUGCAGUCAGAUGAAAUGCGCCAGUUGAGAAAAAGUGUGCAGUAAAGUAGAACAGGAAACAUCGGAGAGCUAACAGAGAACAGCGGGGCGGCGGCUCGCCAUCGGCCCCAUGUGGGCCGGGACGGCUCGGUCGAUGACAGCGCGCCGCCCAGAAUUCAAGUGGAAAAUAAGGAUUUAAUUGAGAGAGUGAAAUUGAUUUCAUGGAGCCGAGGCUUGUUGAGUUUAUUGUUGGAGCCGAACAGAGAAAAGUCUUCAAUACAUCUGUUCAAACUGCUCUGAAGGCUCCGCGGGACCUCCUGGAGGGCUGAGCGUUAAUUUGUUCGGGAUUUGAUUUGAGUUUUCAGACGGUUUGUUUUACAAGAGAAAAGACCUGAAGGAUGAGGGCCGUGUGGUAAAUCCACGUCUGGUUAACCUCCUCGCCUCCCAUAAACAGCAGCAGCUCCUCUGACCUUUUCAGUAGGAAGCAUCCAAUACUGUCGAGAUGUCCCAGACCCGAGUGAGCGUUAAAAGAGAGAACGCCGGAACAACUUCCUGUUAACGGUCUGCCGUCUCUGACCCACAAACCCGCUAUCCUACCCCACCCCCCGACCUAAAAGUCUGCUUCCUGUUUUGAGCGCUCAGAAGGAUGAAAUAUAUCUGCUUUUCUGUUUUGUUUUGUUUUGUUUUUGCUGUUUUUGUCCUUUUGAAAAUACUUCUUGAUUAAGUUCAUUUCAACUCUUUACUGUCUCGGAGAGGGAGGUUUGCUUUGCAGACAGGGUAUAAAAAUAAAAACGCACAAAAACGACAUCACGGCAUCAUCCUACUAAAAGACUUUUAGGAUUUAAGCAAGAGAUGAUUCAGUGAAAACAGCUGCUUUUUAGUGCCUCUUUUAUGAAAGCAUUCAGUCAGAGCUUUUGUCACUGAGCCAGUUUGCUUUUUUCUUUUCUCUAAUAUUUCUGUGUUGUUUUGCUGUUGAAGGGGAGAAGAAAUACAGACGGUGCCUUAAACUGACUGUUUGAAACUUUAAAGGGACAGUCUGUUGACGCUUUAAAACAUUUCCACCCGGAUUACGAGCAAAAAGGUGCAGUGGAAAAUAUCCGAAACCAAAGUUACUCUCGCCCUCGCCUUAACGCCACCAAGUCAGAUCAUGAGAUGAUUUGCACUAUUGCUUUAAAGUUUUUGCCAAAGCUUAGCGAAGAGGAAAACAGUUCACGAAUCUGAAAGCUUUAUCACAACACCAGAUUCCAUGAGUGAGAAAAAAAGAAAACGCACAAGUUAAGAUUUUGUUUUUUGCCAUAUUUGAUUUGAAUUAAAUUAAAUUGGGUGAAAACUAAAGCAGAAAAUUAACGCCCGGGAUGUUGAUCAGAGUCUCCAUAAGACACUGGCUGUGAGAGUGGAGCCUUUAUUCACAUUUUCCACAACAAGUUUCCGUCCUCUUCCUCUUUCCUGUUUCUGUCUUUGUGGUUAAUUUAUCAACGUUCUUGCUCGGGCUGCGAGUAUCGACGCUCGUACGGCAGCGAAACACAGAAGUAAAAGGGUUAAAGGCAGCUAUUUGUAUAUUUUACAAGAGGAGGAAACAAAACGAACACUUUAACACAAGUUAAAAAGACAAACCGCGGUGGAAACUUCAAGUGCCUUUUGAUUGACCUCUUUAUGAUUGUCUGUUGAUCUUAAGAACAACACGACUCAGCACUUAGAUUGGAAACAAACACAGGAAGCCUCAAACUGCAAGAAUUGUGUGUCACUUCAUCCAGUUCUGAUCCAUAAAAUCUGAUUUUUGUUUAGUGUCACUAAUUACAAGCACUUGUGUACUGGAAAUAAAUAAUUCUCCUGCAAUAAUUAGUUCUUUCUGCUGAUUUUAGAAGCUGCAGAAGUCAAAAGUAGUGACGCUAAACUUGAAUAUUUGACUUAAAAGCCAAAAACAGCGAGCAAAGACACCUGUGAAGCUUUAUUCUCGAGGAUACCAAAGGGACAAGACAGAAUAUUACAGAUCUACUGUUGACUGUGGAGAUUCCUACAUGUGAAACAGCAGGAAACAGACCACAUUGAUUGUAGAUGUAGUUUCACGAGCUGUGAAAAUGCUUUGCGAUUCGCAACGGAGAAUCACGCUGCGUUCAUGUCAUAUGGGAGUGACGGGAAAUGACAGAUCUCGAGAUUGUAAAUGGUGUUCAAGUCAACGUCUGAAGUCUCACUUAAAGGGACGGUUGCUUAAAAGCCAGAGCCAAAGUCUUGUUUAAAGUCACAAAACCCAAUCCAAGCUUCAUUUAGGCCUAUAAAGUGGAAGAAUUUCCUGAGAAUGAGGUGUAGUCUGGAUGUGGGACACACCAUAAGACAUUAAUGCAGCACUUGCCCCUUUCUCUUUGAGCUGUUUGGAAGGCAUUCUGGGUAAUGUAGUGAACAGCUAAUUGCAGUAGAAGUAAAGGAGGCCAGUUGAGUUUCUUUGGCUCAGUUUUCACAACAAAACUCGCCUAAAAGUCUGCAUUAAUGCGGAACAAAAUGGUGACUUCAGUUUUUCCGUUUAGCGGAGUGAGGAUGUGAUUUAAUGUUUCUGCAACUUGCAUGUGAGGAUUAAAGGUCCGAGAAAACUGAGCCAAAGAAAAGUGAUUUUGUAAUAAAGCACCUACAAGUUUCAGCAAUCUUAGAUGACAGUAAAAUCACCAAGUGUGCCUUGACAACAGAGUCACCAAAAAAAAAAUCAAAAAAAAUCAAAAUUAGACCAAAAAUCAUCACAGAUGGAUGGUUUAUCCGUUUGGUAGACAAAAUGAAGCCCUUCUUAUUUUCUCGCAGAGCACCUUAAUGCCUCGUCUUCUCCAUUUUAAUUUCCAGAGUGCUUUCAUCAAAAUAAAAUAUAUAAAUAUAAAUAUAUCUUGUUGCUUGCUUAUAGAUAAAAAAAAAGCCUUUGUACUUACUACACUUUUAUUUUUAAAACCCCAGGAGGCCAAGACUCCAAAUCACAGUAUCUUUGUGUAUCUGUAUAUAAAUAUAUAUAUUUGUGUUUUUUUUUUUUCAAAAUACAUUUUGCCCUAUAUUGCAUAUUUUAAUGUUGUAUCGCCUUAACCUGACUCACGUCUGUCAUUUUUUUGUACAUUUUCUGCACAACAUAAACACAUGUAAUCUCUUAUUAUGAUGUUCUGUUUUGUAACUUUCGACCUGUUAUAUCUUGUGGAUUUGCCUUCAUUAUUUUGCCCCUCUCAGAAUAUGAGUGUUUGAGUCAAUCUUUUCAUGUUGACCAUAUUAAAGGUGAUGUUAUCACACAA